GGAAAAGUCUGGAUAACAAUAGACAGGGAUGUCUUAUACCUCGAUUUCUCGAAAGCGUUUGAAUCGGUAGAUCACGAUAUUCUGCUACAAAAGCUACAAAUACAUAGUAUAAAUGGUUCUCUUCUACGUUGGUUCGAAAGCUAUUUGAACGACAGACAGCAGAGAGUUGCAGCAUCUUCAUGGUCUCCUGUUACAUCUGGUGUACCGCAAGGUAGCAUUCUGGGACCAUUACUUUUCGUAAUAUUUAUAAAUGAUCUUCCCGACAAUGUAUCAUCGAGUACAAAUUCCGCAUUGUAUGCAGAUGACGCAAAAUUAUACAGUGAAAUAAGAUCAGUAGACAACUGCCAGUCGUUACAAGAAAACUUGACCAUGCUGGAAAAAUGGAGCACGAAAUCGAGGAUGAAAUUCAACACAGGAAAGUGCAAG
Molecule: messenger RNA, 426 nt
Organism: Paramuricea clavata
Lineage: Eukaryota; Metazoa; Cnidaria; Anthozoa; Malacalcyonacea; Plexauridae
Source: the annotation of a GenBank genome assembly